Messenger RNA from Fonticula alba, 639 nucleotides. RefSeq names its product rab family, other. The transcript has 6 exons. Gene Ontology annotation, molecular function: GTP binding; GTPase activity. Bases 1 to 639 code for a protein of 212 amino acids. The record is from RefSeq and is a predicted model, not a curated record. Lineage: Eukaryota; Rotosphaerida; Fonticulaceae.
AUGUCGGCCGCAGCCCCAACCGCCCUCAAGAUCCUGCUCAUCGGCGACAGUGGGACCGGCAAGACGUCCCUCAUGUACCGUUAUGUGGAUGAUCGGUUCCGUAGCGAUGAGCUCGCCACCGUUGGUGUCGAUUUCAAAGUCCGCCAUGUGGUUGUCAACGACCAGUGCUACAAGCUGCUCAUUUUGGACACCGCCGGGCAGGACCGCUUCCGGACCCUUUCCUCUUCGUACUAUCGCGGCGCUCAUGGUGUCAUCCUCGUCUACGACAUUACCAACCGGUCGUCCUUCGACAAUCUGAGCAGCUGGUUCGACGAGCUGGACUACCACUGCCCCCCGGGGGAAAACUCCAAUGUCGUUACGAUGAUUGUCGGCAACAAACUGGACAGCCUCGACCAGUGCGCAGUCACCACCGAGGAGGGCCAGGCUCUGGCCCGGCGCCGCGGGUCGCUCUUCGUUCAGAGCAGUGCUCGCACGCGUGUCGGUGUAGCCCAGGCUUUCGAUCACCUUGUGGAGAAGAUCGUCGAGAAGAUGGCCCUGUCCAAUCAGACCGCCGCGCCCUCUACUCAGGGGAAUACCGUCUCCAAGAGUCAGUUCGAUGAGGCUGAGGAGGCGGACGAGGGCAGCUCCUGUGGGUGUUAG